AUUCUGAAGCCAACAGCCAAGGUCCAGCCUAGGAAGGAGUAUUUUCCUGAGGCUGAGAAAGAGUUCUGCCAGUUGGGACCUGACUCCUUUCAGAGACCUUCAAUGCCUCCGCUGAGUUUCAUCAACAGCUAUUCUGAAUUCUGAAUACUCAAGAGGGAUUUGGUCAUCCCUGUGAAUUAGGAAUAUCACUUUAGUAGCUACGUGGAGCAGAAAUAAGAGAAAAGAAAAGCUGGAUUCAGGAAGACCAAAUGGAAGCAUUAUAAUAGUUCAGGAUUAAUCACCACCUGACUCCUUUGAUGUGACACCCAUUGCCCGUGGACAUUUGGAGGAGCCAGGAACUGCCUAUAAAAGGCCAGGGCAAGGAGGAAGCUGUACAGAAUCAUCUUACUCCUCAGGAACUGACCAAGUAGAACCAUGCUGGGAGGUUUUGGAAGGCUCGCUGCCGAGGGUCUGGCCCAUCGGGCUGAGAAUGCUACUGAAGGGGCAGUCCACGCAGCUGAAGAAAUAGUCAAGGAAGUGGUGAAGGAAGUGGUGGAACAUGCCAAGGAAGCUGGUGAGAAAGUCAUUGGAAAUGUGAUCAAAGCUGCAAAGGAAACUGAAGAAAAAGCUAUGAAGGAAGUGACCAACACAGUGUCCAACACAAUAAUGCAUGCUGCCGAGGGACUGAACAAUAUAGGACACUGAUCAGCACCACUACCCUAGUCUGGGCACAAUAAAAACCCAUGUGACUUCCA
This is a messenger RNA of Monodelphis domestica (gray short-tailed opossum), 734 nucleotides long. RefSeq names its product family with sequence similarity 25 member A (gene FAM25A). The record is from RefSeq and is a predicted model, not a curated record. Lineage: Eukaryota; Metazoa; Chordata; Mammalia; Didelphimorphia; Didelphidae.